Ipomoea nil (Japanese morning glory) is the source of this 411-nucleotide messenger RNA. RefSeq lists its product as uncharacterized. The transcript has a single exon. The record is from RefSeq and is a predicted model, not a curated record. Gene Ontology annotation, molecular function: nucleic acid binding; RNA-DNA hybrid ribonuclease activity. NCBI's taxonomy places the organism in Eukaryota, Viridiplantae, Streptophyta, Magnoliopsida, Solanales, Convolvulaceae. The coding region runs from base 1 to 411 and encodes 136 amino acids.
AUGGGCUUAGGAUGGGUCCUUCGUGAUCACCAUGGUUCCUUCUUAUCUGCAGUCAGUCAGCCGUGGACCGGAACUUACUCUCCUAGGGAAGCUGAAGCCGUAGCAAUCAGAGAAGCAUUAAGUUGGUCCAAACAGCACAGCAUUGAGUAUCUUCAUGUUGAGACGGAUUCCUUAUUGGUUGUUCAGGGUCUAUCAUCUCCUGGAUCCGUCACCUCGUUUGAUCUUCUCUUAGUUGAUGUAAAAGAUUCGUUGAGUGCUUUUGCUCAUUGUUGUAUCUCUUUUGCGAAACGUUCUGCGAACCGGACGGCCCAUCUCUUAGCGAGGGAGUCCGUUUCUUUGUCUGAACGUAAGGAGUGGACUUCUGUUCCUCCUUCUUUCAUUUGUAAUGCUCUUUCGUAUGAUUUAAUAUAA